AUGAAAAUCAAAAUCUUUCUCCGGUUGUACUUCGAUCACCGAGGACAAACAGAAGAUCCUUACAUUGGCAUUUUUUGUUACCCCAGGCGGAAAGAAUCAUGUGAAGCUAACUGGUGGCAAACAUUGAUCAUCGACCUCAUAAGAUUGAAUGGCGAUGAUUUCAUUCAGUCUGAGGCUAUUCUGGUCCGUAAGAAAAUCGAGGGUGUCAGAGUGCGUGUAAGUUCGUUCCGCUAUAUUCUCAUAGAGUAUACUGAUACGAUUGACGCGUAUCUCGCAACAAAACUACUGACGGGCGUCCUUAACGCAUCAUGGAAGAUGGUGUGGUUUUUGGGACAAUACAGGAGACAAGAGUUUGUGAAGGUAGAUGGCAUAUCGUCAAUGCAUGUUUCGACAUGCUAUUACCCUGGUGGGUGUGGAGUGGAUGAGGGAUGUGCCAGAAUACCUACGGGAGAACAAGAAAUUAAAUUUAAUACUCACAUAUACGGAAUCAACCGGAUGGAAAUAUGGUUCAGCUCGGACCCUAUGGAUAGAGGCAUACAGCAAUGCAUAGAACACUCCUCUCCUCGAAAAUUCGGAUGA
Molecule: messenger RNA, 579 nt
Organism: Striga asiatica
Lineage: Eukaryota; Viridiplantae; Streptophyta; Magnoliopsida; Lamiales; Orobanchaceae
Source: the annotation of a GenBank genome assembly